Lolium perenne is the source of this 3540-nucleotide messenger RNA. Its product is annotated as importin subunit beta-1. Lineage: Eukaryota; Viridiplantae; Streptophyta; Magnoliopsida; Poales; Poaceae. Gene Ontology annotation, biological process: protein import into nucleus. Gene Ontology annotation, molecular function: small GTPase binding. The record is from RefSeq and is a predicted model, not a curated record.
UCUUUUCUCCACAUUAUUAUUGGUUCCCUCUCCUGCCCAGCGCCGCCGCCGCCGCCGGUCGCCACCGCCACCUCCCCACCACCGCCGAAUCCGCUUACUCGCCGAGCUGCCACCGAUUCCCGAAUCGCCGAGCUACCACCUGGAAUCCGUCACGCAGCCAUCGCUGUCUGAGCCUCUCGUCGCCGGCAUACUCCACCGCCACUCGUCGCCGACCACAUACCCUUCCUAGCAGGAAGCAGGGAGGUCAACAUGUCACUGGAUGUUACUCAAAUACUCUUGAGUGCGCAAUCUGCUGAUGGCUCGAUUAGGAAGCAUGCUGAAGAAAGCCUCAAGCAAUUUCAGGAGCAAAAUCUCCCAGGUUUCUUGCUCUCCCUCUCAAGUGAGUUGGCCAACAACGAGAAACCUGAGGAGAGCCGCAGAUUGGCUGGUUUGAUCCUAAAAAAUGCAUUGGAUGCAAAGGAGCAGCACAGGAAGAGUGAACUUUUCCAGAGAUGGCUGGUACUGGAUGCUGUUGUCAAGGCGCAAAUUAAAUCAUUGCUGCUGCAAACUCUCUCAUCUCCUGUUGCAAGUGCCAGGUCUACAUCUUCUCAAGUCAUCGCCAAGGUUGCUGGCAUUGAGAUCCCUCAGAAGCAAUGGCCCGAGCUUAUAGGAUCAUUGCUUUCAAAUAUACAUCUGGUCCAGCCAAAUGUCAAGCAGGCAACGCUCGAGACACUUGGCUAUUUAUGUGAGGAAGUUUCUCCGGAAGCUGUUGACCAAGACCAAGUCAACAAGAUACUUACAGCUGUUGUUCAGGGUAUGAGUGCUUCUGAAGGGAACUCUGAAGUGAGGCUUGCAGCGACUCGAGCAUUGUAUAAUGCAUUGGGCUUUGCUCAGGUUAACUUCUCAAAUGACAUGGAGCGUGAUUAUAUCAUGAGAGUUGUUUGUGAAGCAACACAGUCUCCAGAGGAGAAGAUAAGACAGGCUGCCUUUGAGUGUUUGGUGGCUAUUUCGUCAACUUAUUACGACAAGCUGGCCACAUACAUGCAGGACAUAUUUAAUAUUACUGCAAAGGCUGUGAGGGGAGAUGAGGAGUCGGUUGCACUUCAGGCCAUUGAAUUCUGGAGUUCCAUAUGUGACGAGGAAAUCGACAUUUUAGACGAGUUCAGUACUGAUUUUACCGCUGACUCUGAUGUUCCUUGCUAUUAUUUUAUCAAGCAAGCCCUUCCUGCCUUAGUACCAAUGCUGCUGGAGACUCUCCUCAAGCAGGAGGAAGACCAAGACUUGGAUGAAGGUGCUUGGAACCUUGCAAUGGCUGGUGGUACUUGUUUGGGCCUGGUGGCGAGGACUGUUGGGGAUGAUAUUGUUCCUCUUGUGAUGCCUUUUGUUGAGGAGAACAUAACGAAACCUGAAUGGAGGAAUAGAGAGGCCGCAACAUAUGCUUUUGGAUCCAUUUUGGAGGGUCCAUCAGCUGAUAAGCUGGCCCCUCUAGUUAACGUCGCCUUGAACUUUAUGUUAUCUGCGUUGUUAAAGGACCCAAAUAAUCAUGUGAAGGACACAACUGCUUGGACCCUCGGAAGAAUAUUCGAGUUUCUUCAUGGUUCUGCACUUGAAACACCUUCUGUCAUUACAAAUGAGAACUGCCAGCAAAUACUUACUGUGCUGCUUCAAAGCAUGAAGGAUGUCCCGAAUGUGGCAGAAAAGGCAUGUGGGGCACUCUAUUUCCUUGCUCAAGGCUAUGUGGAUGCUGGAUCAGCUUCACCGUUAACCUCCUUCUUUCAAGAUAUUGUUCAGAGCCUUCUUGUGACCAGUCACAGGGAAGAUGCUGGAGAUUCCAGGCUGCGUACUGCAGCUUAUGAGACUCUAAAUGAAGUUGUCAGGUGCUCCACAGAGGAGACAGCUCCUAUUGUGUUGCAGUUGGUACCUGUAAUUAUGAUGGAACUCCAUCAGACACUUGAAGCAGGAAAGCUGUCUACCGAUGAGAGGGAGAAGCGGAGCGAUCUGCAGGGCCUUCUCUGUGGCUGCUUGCAGGUCAUUAUCCAGAAGUUGGGAGGGAUGGAGUCAACAAAGUUUUCUUUCUUACAGUAUGCGGAUCAGAUGAUGGAUCUGUUUUUGAGAGUUUUUGCUUGUCGAAAUGCGUCGGUGCAUGAGGAGGCUAUGCUUGCUAUUGGUGCAUUGGCAUAUGCAGCCGGUUCGAAUUUUGUGAAGUACAUGGCACAGUUCUAUCAGUAUUUGGAAAUGGGACUUCAGAACUUUGAAGAGUAUCAGGUAUGUGCCAUUACGGUGGGUGUUGUGGGUGACCUGUGCAGGGCACUGGAGGACAAAAUUUUACCCUACUGUGAUGGCAUCAUGACCCAGCUCCUGAAGGAUCUAUCGAGCAAUCAGUUGCACAGAUCUGUAAAACCACCUAUAUUCUCAUGUUUUGGUGACAUUGCAUUGGCAAUUGGGGAGAACUUUGAGAAGUAUUUGAUCUAUGCCAUGCCCAUGCUACAAAGUGCUGCAGAGUUGUCAGCACACACAGCUGCAGCUGAUGAUGAAAUGCUUGACUACACCAAUCAAUUAAGGGAUGGUAUCUUGGAAGCCUACUCUGGUAUUCUUCAAGGAUUCAAGAGUUCCCCUAAGACACAAUUACUGAUGCCAUAUGCUCCAAAUAUUCUUCAGUUCCUUGACGCUCUUUAUAAUGGCAAAGAUAUGGAUGAUUCUGUGAUGAAGACUGCAAUAGGCGUCUUGGGAGAUCUGGCAGACACAUUGGGUGUCCAUGCUGGUCCUUUGAUAAGUCAAUCGACCUCAAGCAAGCAAUUUCUGGAUGAGUGCUUAUCAUCUGAUGAUCCUUUGGUCAAAGAAUCAGCUGACUGGGCAAGGAUUGCAGUCAGCCGUGCGGUUUCGGGUUGAUGACGUGACAUUGGCCUCGUCUGCACAUGCAUCCAUCCACGUGUCGAGUCCGGGUCUUCGGUUGCAUCAUCUCUAGACCUUCUCUUUGGGGAAGAGUGCUCAUCGUAACAGGAGAGUCGGAGGGUCCUCACUAACUCAUGCAUCAGUACGUGUCAGCAAGCCUUUUUCAUCCCUGCGGGGAAAAGGGUUAAGUUGGCUAGCAGCUAACUUUGCUUAAGGCAUCUAGAACCUCCAAUUUCUUAUUGGUGGUGAGAUUUGGCUUCUAUCCUUGCCUGCCAUGCCGAUGGUUUCUUGGUAUGGCAUGCAUGCUUAUGGUCUGGGUGCUGUCACUUUCCCUUGUAUUCAUUGCAUGCAUUGAACUUUGGUCAUAUGGUCGCUCUCUACAAGUCCCGAUUGCUUAUAGUUCCAUUAUGCAGAAGGGGGCUUGCAUGCAUUGUCACAUGAAUAUUUUGUACUGCCCAGGGGUCUAAGUUCACUAUGUGUGACAUAUCCCUCCCGGGCUAGCAGCUUGUUUAUUUCCUAUAUUUUCCACACUUGCAUUGUCCUGCAUUCAUUCUUGGACUUGAUUUUGUAAGGGUUCCCUCCUUGUGGUCAAAACUUGCUCGUCGUUGUAAAUGACCCUGCAUGUGUCGGUUUAUUUCGAGGUGUUGUGGGUUGUGCUCAUUUUUGUUA